Cyclopterus lumpus (lumpfish) is the source of this 3800-nucleotide messenger RNA. It is a transcript of the gene esrp1, whose product is annotated as epithelial splicing regulatory protein 1. Bases 204 to 2429 code for a protein of 741 amino acids. The record is from RefSeq and is a predicted model, not a curated record. The transcript is spliced from 16 exons. Gene Ontology annotation, cellular component: ribonucleoprotein complex. Gene Ontology annotation, molecular function: RNA binding. Lineage: Eukaryota; Metazoa; Chordata; Actinopteri; Perciformes; Cyclopteridae.
UGGUGACUGCGGGAGGCUUCACGUAAAAUUCAACACGCGACAAAACUUGGAUUUACGGACCUCACCUUUGCGCUCAGGUGUCAAAGUAAAGGUGUUUAUACCUCGUGGCUCCCGCAUGUGUCUCCUAUCCGGCGUAUCUUCAGUUACCGUCCUUUAGCCUACUUUUGUCCACCAUUAGAUUAGUUGGCUGUGUUUGUGCUCAGAUGACGGCGCAGGUAGACUACCUGGUGGUGGUUUUCACCGCCACAUCUGGCGCGAGCGGAGAGCUGCUGGGAUCUGACGAGAAGGAGCUCGGCCAGUUGGUUUGGCAGCUGGUGGAUGUAAAAAACAAAAAGUUGGGCAAGGUGAAUGAGCUCUUCAUUAAACUGGACCUCUCAGACUUGACUGAGGAAAAAGAGGAGGAGGAUGGGGUGGAGGAGAGCGUUGAAGAGGAGGAUAGGUCCCCAGCAGAUAAUGUCUACACAGCUACAAGUCUUGAGACAGCAUUAAACUUGUUUCAUCUACAACUGACGAAUGAGGUGAACAGCGCGGGCGCAGGCACGUCGGUGUGUUUGUGUACAGACGGGCCCCUUCAUAUCCGCCAAGUGAUUCACCCCGAGGCCGCGAGCAAGAACAUCCUGGUCCCAGACUGUUUCUACUCUUUCUUUGACCUUCGGAAAGAGUUCAAGAAGCACUUCCCCACAUCUGACCUCAAGGCUUUGAAUGUACACAUCAUGGCAGAGUCUCUGACUAUACCUGUUGAUGUGCCCGCUAUGUGGGACCCCUCAGCCACACAGGAUCCGUCGGCCAUAUUGCCUCCAGAAAUAGCAGUCCAGCAGGUCCAGACUAUGGGCAGCAUUGUCCUUGCACUGCUUUCUGAGCCAUUUAGCCACGCAUUUUCUACCCAGGAAAGAGUUAGUGAGAAGUUUGAGACUGGCACUUGCAGUAAGAUGGAGAAAGUGUGUGACAACACAGUCAUCAGAGCUAGAGGGUUGCCAUGGCAGUCUUCUGACCAGGACAUUGCUCGAUUCUUCAGAGGACUCAACAUCGCCAAAGGAGGGGCAGCAUUGUGUCUUAAUGCUCAGGGGAGACGGAACGGAGAAGCUCUCGUUCGUUUUGUCAGUGAAGAACACAGAGACCUGGCGCUGCAGAGACACAAACACCACAUGGGCAACAGAUACAUAGAGGUUUACAAAGCUUCAGGAGAGGACUUCCUGAAGAUAGCAGGAGGUACCUCCAAUGAGGUAGCAAUGUUCCUGUCCCGUGAGGACCAGAUCAUAGUGAGGAUGCGAGGUCUUCCUUUCACCGCCACACACGAGCAGGUGCUCACCUUCUUCUCCCCGGAGGAAGACCUCAAAGAGACAUGUCCGGUCAGCGGAGGGAAAGAUGGCAUCCUAUUUGUUCGCUAUCCAGACGGCCGUCCCACUGGCGAUGCCUUUGUUUUAUUUGCCUGUGAGGAACACACCCAGUGUGCACUGAGGAAACACAAAGAAAUCCUUGGGAGAAGAUAUAUUGAGCUGUUCAAAAGUACAGCAGCAGAGGUCCAACAGGUGUUGAACCGGUACUCCUCGGCUCCUCUGAUCUCAGUGGCCCCUGCCCCCCUGGUAUCAAUGCUGCCCGCAGUGUCUCUCCUGCCCCCUCCUGGUAGUGUGCGGGACUGCCUGAGGCUGAGGGGGCUGCCAUACACAGCGAGCAUAGAGGACAUUCUCACCUUCCUGGGCGAGUUUACACACGAUAUCAGACCACAUGGUGUGCACAUGGUCCUCAACCAGCAGGCUCGUCCAUCAGGUGACUGCUUCAUCCAGCUGACCUCAGCUGAGCGGUCUAUUCAGGCCUCACAGCGGCUCCACAAGCAUAUAAUGUCCAGCCAGCGUGGGGCCAACAGCCGCUAUGUGGAGGUGUUCCCCUGCAGCACAGAGGAGAUGGGCCUGGUGCUGAUGGGAGGCUCGCUCUCACACACACAUACACAUGCACACAUCCGGAGCAGGAGUGGGACAGGGCUCAGCCCGCCGCCAUGUAAGUCCAGACGUUUAUCUCCACCAUCCUACUCCUUCGGCCCUGUUCCACCUGUCAUGUCUGCAGAGGCAGCUGCUGCCCUCUACCCUCCCAUUGGUCAGAUGUUGCUGGCGCCACGCCACCUGCCACCAGGACACGCCUACUACCCCGCCUCAGCUCAGCUAUACAUGAACUACGCGGCCUACUAUCCCAGUCCACCUGGCUCACCUACCGUAGGUUUCUUCCCCUCCCCCGCCUCCCUGUCCUCCCCAGGGGGGUUGAUGCGCAUGCCAGGUCUGACCUACAACGGCAACGGAGUUAAAGACCUCAUCAGUGCAAUGCAGGGAUACCAGUAUGCCCCCGAGGAUGCUCUCAUGCACGCCCAUGGGCCUAUGCACGCUCACGACCCGACCGGGACAUUGCUUACGCAGCCCAAAGAAUGGGUGUGUAUUUAAGGUGUCUGAGGCAGGUGGCAGAGUCCCGCGGAGUCUGUGUCUCUCCUGAGCAGCCGUCUGAUUGGUCAGUCCAGCGGAGGAGAUGCUGCUCUCAUGUCCCUCCCCGCUCUUAUGACCAAGCCGGUGGGGUCGUACCUGGACCUGGCCCUGCUGUAAGGUCACACAUUUACAAAGGUCAUGUGACAAUUUGAUAAAUGUCAAAGAUUUGUAAUGUAUUGUUAGGUUUUUAAAUAGUCUUUUAGAUGUGUUAUUUAUAUCUUUAAGAACAGAAAUUAAUGUAUUUUAUACCCAAAUCAUUGUGGCCUUAGCCAAAAUAGCAAUUUUUGUUUUAUAUUGCACAUUGUGUAUUUUAAAAGCUUUAUAGAGGUUUUUUUUUUUACAUGUUAUGAUAUUAUAAUCGCUAUGAUAUAUUUGCUAGCCAAACUAGAGAAGAAUGACUGUGAAGAAUGAAAGUAUGUGUGAGUGUGUUUUGGUGUGAAAGAGAUGAAAAUGAGUAUUAUGCAUGGCUGUGUUGAUUCGUCUUAAUACUCCAUCUGUUUAUGCAAUACAUUUUAUAUGUUUAUACAUGUUUGAUACAGUACACAGUUAUUGUAUUGGAAGCUUUAGUGCAUGAAGAAGUUAGUAGUAAAACUUUAAGAUGUUUACAUAAUGCCAAAUAUCAAUGCACUGCUAAUCAAUUAGACAACUAAUGAAUAUAAUAGCAGUAUCUUUGAAUGAUAACAUGUAUGUUACACUGUGAGCUUGUCAGAUAGUCUGAUCCUUGCACCAGGCCUCACUUACAAAAAUGUGACAUCUCACACUCAUUAGCCUCCUCUUUUCCUUCUUAUGUACCCUAUAUGGGUCUGUUUCCAUGUUGUGUUAUGCCAAUGUUGUCUUGCCCUUUGCGUUCGACUCACAUUUGAAUGGAGGACAGUCCAAGUUCUCUGUAAUAUAACCACAGGGUUGCAAUCUUCAAGAGGACUCAUGUCACAAGCUCUCAUCUUAUUGAGUGAAUCUCAGAAGCCAGAGGUAAAUUCUGAAGAUUUUAAAACAGGCUUUACUCAGAAAAGACAGCAAGGAUGCAUCAGUCCAUCACACUUCCCUUGUCUUCUUUCCACUAUCUACGCUAAUGUCGGGGGAUACAACGGAGCAAACGGGUUUCCCUGAAGAAAACCCUUCCCAAUUUCUCUUAGUCACGAAAUCAUUUGGAGAGUAGACGGAAAGUUGAGGAGGAAAGGAAAUGAAGGACAACUCUGACAUGUAUCUUGUGAAUUUAAUUGCCAUUUGUGACCUGCAAAGUUGCUGUUUGGGCUCCAUGUUGCUGCACACAUUUAAACUCCUGCUUGUCCUGAGCAAUGCUGAAACAACAAUAAACACAACAUGUGAAGUCUG